Molecule: messenger RNA, 2304 nt
Organism: Dendronephthya gigantea
Lineage: Eukaryota; Metazoa; Cnidaria; Anthozoa; Malacalcyonacea; Nephtheidae
Exons: 6
Coding region: 69-1070 (333 amino acids)
Biological process (GO): signal transduction
Molecular function (GO): protein binding
Source: RefSeq, a predicted model, not a curated record
AGCAAUUAUAAUUGUAGCAAUUUGAUAGUGUUCAAAUAUUUCGUCUGAUAUUUAGAUAUUUGAAGAGGAUGAAGGGUCCGUCUCUUUUGUUGUUGUUUGUAAAUUGCUUUCAUUUGGUUUGGGGAGAAUGUCAGAACUCUACAAUAAACGAUUGUAAUAAAAGUUUGUAUAAAGAGUUGAUCACAGUUGGUAAUUGUACAAUAUGUGUUUGUCGCAAAGGAUUUACCCAGGAUGUUAACCUGGGUGGCUGCCGUCCAUGUAGUGUUUGUAAAUAUCCACGUGCUAUUGUAAAAAAUUGUACUGCAUCAAUUGACACAGUAUGUGAUCAUUGCCCAAAGACUCACUUCUACACAGAAACUGGGUGUAAAAAAUGCCAGGAAUGUGAGCAUGGUGUUCUCGAGCCUUGUGGAUCAAAGCAAGAUACAGUCUGUGCCCCCCAGAUCACUAUGCCACCAACUACAAUCUUGCAGAAGAUUUCUACCACUGUUUCAAAUGAAAGUGAUGGUUAUAGAGAUACCAGAGAAAAUAACCAUGACUGUAAGCAAAAUAAAAUUUGGAUAAUUCUUGUCAUUGUGGAAUCCAUAAUAAUUUUUGUUAUUGUUGUAUGGCUGUUCUGUCGCAAUUGCAACAAUUCCAGGCUUUAUGGCCUCACUGACACUUCAAGUUUGGCGACUAGUUUAUCAAGUCUGAUGUUAAACCCGAAAUCAAAGUGGCCUGAUAUCACAUGCUUAACAGAGGAAGAACGAGAGACCGCGAUAAAUGUUCUUCCUGGAGGAUAUGUAGAAAAACUAGGAGAACUUUUGAAUCCAACUGUCCCUAAUAAUUGGAUUAUUUUGGCUUAUCAUUUUAAACUUACCCAGAACGAAGUCAAUAACAUCAAGAUCUCCUCUCCCAACUGCACCCAAGAAUUGUUGUAUCUUUUGGGAUCUAAAAACACAACAGUUGAAAGACUCUGGAGAGGUUUGAAAGCCAUCAAACGUGAUGAUGCCUGCCUGGAAUUUGUAAAUUUUAUGAAGAAAGAACGAAAUGAUGAUAAAAGUGCAAUCGUUUUCAUCAAUGAUUGUGACUAAGGUGGGGGCACUUCCUAUCACAACAUUCAAGGUCGUAUUAGUUUAUAAACUGCUCAAUCAUUUGCAGUAGUAAUGAAAAAUUAGGGUCCUGUAAGGUCUUGGCCAGUUUAAAAAUUUUCAUGAUUUCUUAGAGGAGUCAUUCCUGGUUAAAUCAGAUGGAAAAUGUUUAAUUUCAGUUGAACUCGAAUGAAAUUGAACUCGUAUCGGAUAAAUUUUAAGUUUAUACUUCAACUAUUUUUCAGUAAAAAAAUAAGUAUAUCUGCUCAGGUAUAUAAGAUAGUUUACUUUUAGUUUUUUAAAAUACCGUGUUACUUCGCAAGUAGAGAAAAGAGCGCUUAAAGUUAGAUGAAAUCUUAAAUGACAUAAUUUUCACGAGGAAGGCACAAUAGAGCUUAUUAUUGACGAUUCAUGUCGAAAUUUUAGACUAGAGGUGAUUGAGCAAAGGUAUAUACUGAGUAGUUCGUCAGUUCGUGACGUUUUGAUAUCGAAGUAACUCUUUCCUAAGUCUAAGAUGUCCAAGAUGGUGCUAAAAUAUAACCGCCAUUUGUUUGAAAAAAGACAGAAAUUUUGAUCGCAUUUUUAGAUCAAUUAUUGUAGCAUGUUACUAUUAACUUUUAGCUUUUUCUACAAUUAAUUUUUUCUACUAUUAACUUUUAGCUUUUUAUAGAUUUUUGUACUGUUUUAUAAACACCCCUUUAAUGCUAUGAACAUGAAUUACCUUGCACCAGUAAAUAUAGUCGAUAGAUUAAAUUUCACUAUUUCUGUAACAAUAGACUUAUAGUCAUACCGAACGCCGAAUUGUUAGGCUUAAAUAUUUUUUAUAAAAAUGACCAACAUCAGUUUAAUCUUUGUAAAACAUAUCCAUGUUUUUUACGUUUUUUCAAUGCGAAAAUUGACUAAUCUUGAAUACAGUAUGUAUUUUUUUAAUCGCUAUAUCUCGGAGUUUAGGAUGAAGUGUCGGGUCAUUUCAUGCAGGUUUUUAAACAUUUUCUAUAUUUUCCAAAUAUUAACCUCGUUUCAGAAGCAGGCAAAACCAGUGGAUAAAACUAAAAGGACAGCUGUUUACAUAACAGUACAUUUUCCUGCUAAAAAUGACACGACUCAUCACCUACGAAGAUGCAAUAUUAUAUGGUGUAUAUUACAUUGUACUGUAAUAAUUGUAUUAGGGCGUUUUUGACGCAAUUUGAUUUAUUUUUUAAAAUACGACAAUGUAAAUGAUUUUGGCACGAUAUUU